AUGGAAAAAAAUAGUAGCAAGUACUUCAACAAACACCAAACCAUGAAGAAUGUUAAAGAAUAUUCAUGGGAUAAUAAUUAUGUAGAUCAUCAAGGUGGUGAUUUAGUUGGAGGGUUUUUAUGGCCACCAAGAUCUUACACAUGUAGCUUUUGUAAAAGAGAAUUUAAAUCAGCUCAAGCUCUUGGUGGUCAUAUGAAUGUUCAUAGAAGAGAUAGAGCAAGGCUUAGACUUCAAUCACCAACAAUUCUUGAAUCAAACCCUAACCCUAUUUCAAACCCUAACCCUAACCCUAACCCUAGUUUUGUUUCAUCACCAUCUUCUCCUUCAACAAAAUUAUUCCCUCCUUUUGUUUCAACAUUACCUCCAUUAUUAUCUCCUAAUUCAUUUUCUUCUUCAACCGCCGCGGGCGGAGGCUCUCAUGAGAUGAAAAAUGGAGAUUUGACAAAAAUGGGAAGUGCAAAAUUUGAGGAAAAUGGAAAAGAAUGUAGUGAAGUGGUGAAGAGGAGUGAAUUUUUGAGAUUGGAUUUGGGAAUUGGUUUGAUUAGUGAAUCAAAAGAUGAUUUGGAUUUGGAGCUUAGACUUGGUUACAUUUAG
This is a messenger RNA of Solanum pennellii, 594 nucleotides long. Its product is annotated as transcriptional regulator SUPERMAN-like. Bases 1 to 594 code for a protein of 197 amino acids. The transcript has a single exon. Lineage: Eukaryota; Viridiplantae; Streptophyta; Magnoliopsida; Solanales; Solanaceae. The record is from RefSeq and is a predicted model, not a curated record.